AUGUCCUCCCCCCUGGGAAACAUGAGCCUGUCCUGGGGGUGGGGGCCGUUGGUGGGGGCCCCCAACGCGACGGUGGCCCCGGGCGGGCAGGGGGCCACGCCCUGCCCGUCCUGCUGCUGCAGCCUGCUGAACAGGACGCUGGCCGUGGCGUUCAUGGUGGGCCUGGCCUUCGCCAUCGUCGUGGGCAACGUGGUGACGCUGACCGUGUUCACGCAGACGCGCCAGUCCCGCACGCCGCAGGGAUACCUGAAAGUGUCCCUGGCGAUGGCGGACAUGAUGGUGGGCGUCCUGGUGGUGCCGUUCUCCAUCUACACCGAGAUCUCCCUCAUGGUGACCAGCGCCCCCCCACCGUGGUACCAGGGGGGGUCGGCGCCGUCGGGCCGGGGGGCCGCGUGGCAGCCCUGCCAGCUGAUCGGGCCGGUGUUCGCGGGCUGCACCUUCGUCUCCAUCAGCACCAUCUUCCUGAUGACGGUGGAGCGCAGCGUGGCCGUGCUGCGGCCGCUGCACAAGGACGCCCUGGUGACGCGCCGGCGCGCGCUGCUGCUCAUCCUGCUCUCCUGGGCGGGCAGCUUCGCCCUGGCGCUGGCUCCGCUGGCCGCCGGCGCGGGCCUCACGCUGGAGUACAACGAGUGCAGCCGCAUGUGCAACUACGCGCCGGCGCGGUCGCGGUCCCGCCGGGGGCCGCCGCCCGGCGGCUGGGUGCUCCUGCUCUUCCCCGUCUUCGACUUCACGCUGCUGGGCGCCACGCUCGCCGGCAACGUCCUGUCGUUCGGCCGCAUCCGCCGCUACACGCGCAAGCGCAAGCUGCUGUCCGGGACGGGCGGGGCCGCGGGCGGGGCCGGGGGCGGGGCCGGGGACGCCCAGAGGCCCUCCUUCUCGGACAUCAAGGCGGCGAAGACCAUCGGGAUCCUGACGUUCGCCUUCGCCGCGUCGUUCUCGCCCAUCGCCGUGUUCGUGCUGGGCAGCGUGGUGGGCCACACCUGGUGCAAGUUCUCCUUCUUCGCCUUCUGGAUGCUGACGGCCAGCAGCUGCUGCAACGUGGUCAUCUACAGCGCGCGCGACCAGCGCUUCCGGAAGGGGGUGGCCCUCCUGUUUCAGAGGAACCAGCCCCCCCCGCCGGGGGAAAAGAGCUGA
Messenger RNA from Conger conger (European conger), 1134 nucleotides. Its product is annotated as beta-2 adrenergic receptor-like. The transcript has 3 exons. Gene Ontology annotation, molecular function: G protein-coupled receptor activity. Gene Ontology annotation, biological process: G protein-coupled receptor signaling pathway. Bases 1 to 1134 code for a protein of 377 amino acids. Gene Ontology annotation, cellular component: membrane. Lineage: Eukaryota; Metazoa; Chordata; Actinopteri; Anguilliformes; Congridae. The record is from RefSeq and is a predicted model, not a curated record.